AUGCUUAACAUGCUUGCUCCUCCAGAAUCAGCCUCAGCCUGGAGAGGUGCUGCCAGGCUCUUCGAGGACAACAAGCUGGCCGCGGUGAAGUACCAUGGGCUUACAAACCUGCAAUUGGCUCAGCGUGGCCAACCGUUGGCUCAUGUUCUACCGUGCCUGCUUGACGCCUUGCGUGUCCUCGAUCGUAGCGGCGGCGUGCUUGUGGGACAUCAUAUUGAGUUUGACGUGAGCAUUCUGGUACGCGAGUUCCGUCGCCUUGAGCAACCAGAAGGCGCAGAGCUUCUCACGCGGCUCGCAAAGGCCGCGACUUGCACGAUGAAUUUGGCGCGCGACCUGCAGAAACCACGGCACAGAGGCAUGCCAAGUCUAGAUUGGGCAUGUCGAGCUGUGGAUAUUCGAAUGCCCAAUGAAAAUGCAACUUCGAAACGACACACAGCUCUCUAUGAUGCCGAGGCCACUGGCUCACUCUACUUCAAGCUCAAGCAGAUGGAGGAGAACGGGAUCAACAUCAUCCCAUGA
This is a messenger RNA of Emiliania huxleyi CCMP1516, 519 nucleotides long. RefSeq lists its product as hypothetical. NCBI's taxonomy places the organism in Eukaryota, Haptophyta, Isochrysidales, Noelaerhabdaceae. Bases 1 to 519 code for a protein of 172 amino acids. The transcript has 2 exons. The record is from RefSeq and is a predicted model, not a curated record. Gene Ontology annotation, molecular function: nucleic acid binding; 3'-5' exonuclease activity.